This is a messenger RNA of Hippoglossus stenolepis (Pacific halibut), 4263 nucleotides long. RefSeq names its product kelch-like family member 21 (gene klhl21). Gene Ontology annotation, molecular function: protein binding. Lineage: Eukaryota; Metazoa; Chordata; Actinopteri; Pleuronectiformes; Pleuronectidae. The record is from RefSeq and is a predicted model, not a curated record. The transcript has 5 exons. Gene Ontology annotation, biological process: protein ubiquitination. Bases 191 to 2050 code for a protein of 619 amino acids.
GCGCGUGUCGCAGGGUGUCAUGGCGGACCGGAAGCAGCAGGAGAUGAGGCCUCGGACUCUCACAGCCGCGCUUCAAACUUUCAUUUCUCCUCCUUCCGUCGCUCGCCUCCUCUCGGUUCGCGGUGGAAACCUCCUCAGCGGCCGCAGAUAAACUCAGAUGAAAUCUACGUUCUGAUCACAACCACCAGAAAUGGAUCCACCAGAGAGAGCAGAGCCGGAGAAGCCCGUCCUGCAGACGCAACCGUCCACGCUGCCGUUCUUCGACACGGCUCACGCCUUCAACCUCCUUCGGGGAAUCCAUGAACUCAGAGCUGAGAGAAAGUUUUUCGAUGUGACUCUUUGUGCCGAGGGCCGCGAGUUCCACUGUCACCGCACAGUGUUGGCCGCCGCCAGCACCUACUUCCGGGCCAUGUUUACAGGAACGCUGAGGGAGAGCGUUAUGGACCGAGUGGUUCUACACGAGGUGUCGGCCGAGCUCUUGGGUCUGCUGGUGGACUUCUGCUACACGGGGCGGGUCACCGUCACUCAGGAUAACGUGGACCUCCUCCUGAAGACGGCUGAUCUGUUUCAGUUUCCCUCGGUGAAAGAGGCCUGCUGUGCUUUUCUGGAGCAGCGGCUGGACAUUUCCAACUGCUUGGAGAUCCAGGACUUUGCGGAGGCUUUCGCCUGCAGAGAGCUGGCAACCAGUGCUCGCCGCUUUGUCCUGAAAAACAUCAUGGAGCUGGCGAAAGGGAUGGACUUUGAGCGAUUACCCUGGAAGCGCCUGCUUGAGUUUAUGUCCGAUAAUGAGCUGGGUGUGGACAAGGAGGAGACAGUUUAUCAAAUAGCAGUGCGCUGGGUGAAGGUCGAUCUCCAGCGGAGGCUACACUACUGGCCCGAGCUCCUCCAGCAGGUCCGACUCCCGUUCGUCAGGAGGUUCUUCCUGUUGGCCCACGUGGAGAGCGACCCGCUCGUCUACCUGUCGCCCACCUGCCUCCGCAUGGUGAACGAAGCCCGCAGCUUCCAGUCCUGCGAGUACGACCGCCAUGACAGGCCCUGCCACCGCAUGCGGCCACGGCCAUCCACGGGAUUGGCAGAAAUCCUGGUAGUGGUGGGAGGCUGCGACCAGGACUGUGAUGAGCUGGUCACGGUGGACUGUUACAACCCCCAGACGGGACAGUGGCGCUACCUGGCUGAAUUCCCUGACCACCUCGGAGGGGGCUACAGUAUAGCUGCUCUUGGAAACGAUAUGUACGUGACAGGCGGCUCCGACGGCGCUCGCCUCUACGAUGGCGUGUGGCGCUACAAGUCCAGCGUCAACGAAUGGACCGAGGCGUCGCCCAUGCUGAAGGCCCGCGAGUACCACAGCUCCUGUGUGGUGAAGGGUCAGCUCUACGUGGUGGCGUCGGACAGCACCGAGCGCUACGACCACGCUGUGGACUGCUGGGAGGCCUUACCCGCCAUGCUGCACCCCAUGGACAACUGCUCCACCACCGCGUGCAACGGACGCCUGUAUGCUAUCGGCUGCCUGACCGGAGAGGACACCAUGGCCAUCCAGAGCUACGAUUCAGACACCAACCGCUGGUCCAUGGUGAACUGUGGUCAGCUGCCUCCGUGGUCCUUCACACCGAAAACUCUGACCCUCAACGGCCUCAUCUACUUUGUCAGGGAUGACUCAGCGGAGGUGGAUGUUUAUAAUCCCCAGAAGAACAAGUGGGACAUGAUAAGUCCUAUGACCCAGGUCCACGUUGGAGGAAGCGUUGCAGCCCUGGGCGGUAAACUGUUUGUGUCCGGUGGCUACGACAACACGUUUGAGUUGUCCGAUGUGGUGGAAGCCUUCGACCCCACCACCCGCACGUGGGCCCUCGCCGGACGACUACCUCAGCCGACCUUCUGGCACGGCAGCGUCAGCAUAUUCCGCCAGUUCAUGCCCCAGGUGUCCAGCGCGUUCCGACCUACCGACGCGCCCGAGAUGACCGCCAUUCACCUGCACCGCCACCAGCGUCACCAAGCGCUCCACAAUCUGAACAACAAUAUCAACCAGAACCAGGACGUGAACCCGGCGCACUGAGUUUGGACCUUGAUGCCCUCUCACAUGUUUUCAGUCUGUUCUCCCUCAACGUGCCAUCAUAGGCUGACUGUGAAUCACAUGGUGAAGCUGUUUAAGGCAGAAGAGACGAAGGAGAAGAAUCCACCCGAGUGCGAAUCUGUCGUAGUGACAAUCAUGUCUGUGACUGGAUGAAGAACAGAAAGGCCCGUUUCUUAGUCGUGUUCACAGGGAAACCGUUCUGGUUGGUUCCUGUAGAAGCAGAGGGAAGUGUCUGUGUGCUGCUCAUACAGGGAGGUGGGGGAGUUUCUUUCCCAAAGUCAUUAUCCUUUAAGUUUUUCUCUUGUAAAACUGAAACAUACUGUGUGGAAACACUUUAAAUUUACGGCUGAAACAAUUUAUCGCUCAAGCUUAUUUGAUAAUCAUCUUCAUUUUCUACUAUAAAAUGUGUCCCAGAGGAUCCAGCAUCUGUGUUUUACAGCGUACGACAAAACCCGAACAUUUGAAGACGACACCUUCGGCUCGAGAAAACUCACAUUUUUCUCAAUUUACAGACAAUUAGCAGAACGUCAGCAACAAGAGUGAAACAAACUACUUUUAUCUGAAUGGUUUUUUUUAAAUAGCAUCCUUUAUUUUUAGAAAACCAUGAGUCUGGUUAACUGCCCCCUUCCUUUGAUGAAGAGCAGUAAAGCAGCUGCUUCUCUUUAGUUUUUAUUCGGGAACUAUCAAGCACCGUCUCCCACGCGGUGGAUGAGAACAUCUGUGAGUCAGCAGCUGAUCACUGUGGAAUUUAUUUUUCUACAAACGCAUUAAAUUUUAAUUCUAAAUGCACACAAGCAUCAAAGUGAGUGUUUACAAGCCUGUUGAGGCGUCAGAGUGAAGUCAGACAAACGGCCUCCACUGAUGUGAGUCUGUUGCAUGUGAAGACUUCGAGAUAUGAUCGAUCAGUCACUUGCAUAACAAAACUCUGACUCUCCAACUGGUCGAGUAGCAUUGUGGGUAAUGAAGGCGCCAGGUCAAUCUUUAUCCUUUUAAUCAGUCCAGAGUCCGACUGUUCCUUCAGGGGAAUAUUAUUUAACCGUGCUUCACCCGGAGGAGAAGCUAAACGUUUGCCCAGACACAACAACAAUCUGUCUACAUUCCAAAAAACGGCUGCGAUCACAAUCGAUAUUUAGCACUAAACAGACAAAAGGCUUCAUCGGAUGUGUUGACAUGUGAGAGCAGAAAUACCAGAGAGUUGUCUAAUCCAACGAGUGAUGAUGAGGCUGCACCCCCUUCUUUAGAACCACCAGCAGGAUGUGCAUGAAGUAUUUUCCUAAAAAAUUGUAUUUAUGAUUUUUUUUUUAUGGAUGCAUUUGUGCUAGAACAAGAGCAGUGAAACUAGUGAAGGGUCGGCGCUCUCAACUGGAAAUCCAAUCUGUGCUCUUGUGUAAAAUAACGUUUGCUUUAAUGGAAAAUUGUAAUUUUGUGUGUUUCCAUAGAACGUAGUCGUACGACGGCCAUUUUCCUCUGACGUCACUCUCAGGGUGGGAAACGCAAAUACUGUUAUGAACAGUUAAAAUUCAGCCACUUUAGUAUUGAAUGGAGUAUUUAAAAUAUAGCAUUAUAUUACCAGCUUGAUUCCUUUGCAUCUUAUUUCCCAUCUCUCCCUCUGCUCGUCAGUGCCUCUGUCGAUUCAGCCCCUCCCCCCCACCCACCCCCACCCCAGCAUCCACCUGUAGGCUCCGACAGGGGGAUUAUAAAUAUCUGCUCAUCACUCCCCUUUAUAUUAAAGUUAUCUAAUCUCGGGAAGUGAAGAACCAAAAUCUAAUUGUUCUGCUGCUGCAAUAAACAUUUGAAACAUGAGUUGACGGACUGACGUGCGUUUAUAUGAUUUAUAAACCUGGAUCACAGCAGUUCAACUUUAUCAGAACAGCAUCUGAGCUUCACACCUUCAGCGUGACGUCAGAGGAACAUCAUCGCAGCGUGACGAUGAUCUGUGCUGUUGUUAUAUCUUAUAGUUUUCAUACAGGUUUGUGUUGUUGAAUCAGUUUUGUAAAUAUAGUAUAUUCUUACCCUUUCUGUGUUUCUGUAAUGUUUACAGUGUAGUUACCAUUCGUGAAACUGCAGGCAGACCUGAGAGUUUAUUUUGCUGAGUCACUCGAGUUGUGCGAUGAAUACGGAUGUUCACUUCUAUAAACUACGGACAGAAGCUGUGGCAGAGUGUGAGAAGUCAAUAAAGGUUUUUUUUUUAUGAA